CAGCUUUUGCAACGGCCGCAGAAACCGAACUCAAAAUUCAAACUCACUCGCCAGGCUCUGAACCCUCGUCUUCCGCACCCCGAUACGUGUCCCCUCCUUCUCCCUUCUUCAAGGCGAAGCCCCAUCCAUGGCCAUGGCGUCCCGGGAAGGCGCUCGCGGCGACGACGCGUGGUCCGAGAUCUUGGCCAGUGGCGGCGGCGACGGCGGCGGGGCCCACAUCGGCGCGGUCUACGUGCGCCGCCGGGCGCAGGAGGCGUCGCGGCAGAGAAACGCGGACGCGAGGGUCAGCUUGGCGGCUGCCGAGAACCGGCCGAGCUUCGUGCCGAUCAGGAGGAACAGCUGGAACCGGGCGCUCUCCAUCAGAGGGCGGGAAAGUAUAUUUUUUGCCCCGGGCACAAAUAUCCAGCCUCAGCAGAAACCCAGCAGAGCGCUCAAACGACCACCAAAGCCAUGUAACAGAGAGAAAAAUACUCAUUGGGGGGCACCUGACUUGAGGAAAGAAAAAACUUAUUUUGAAGAAGUAGAUGCUUUUGAGUUGAUGGAAGAGAGCCCUUCACCCAAGAACUUCGGCACUUGGACUAGAGGAAUAGAGCAGAAUAUCACCGUGCAUGAUCUGUCUGCAAUAUUGGAGAGGUGGAAAAUCUCCAAGAUUGCAAGAUGUGCAACAUCCAGUCCCUUGUUUGAUAUCAUGGAAACCCCACUCUUACCAUCAGUCCUCAGUAACUGUAGCACUGAUAAAUAUUCUGGCGAGAGUUUUAAAACCCCUGAAAAGGAUAGAAUCUCAGGGAUGCACCCUACGAGAAGGACAAUCCCUUCAGGGUAUACUAUCAACAGUUUAAAGAACAUUUCAGCCGAAACCAGCAUUGACAAAUCCUUUAGUGAACUUAAGAUUAAGGAUGAACCCACGCGCACCAGCAUUCCAUCAUUAAGUGGUGAAGCUCUGACUGCCUUUGCACAACUUCUCAUGGUUUGCGGGCAAUCUGUACCAGCUACUUUAGGAGACGUUUUUUCUACUUAUUGCACAUUAGGCAGCAUAGUCAAGCUUGGCGAAGGAACGUAUGGGGAAGCCUACAGGGCUGGAAGCACUGUCUGUAAAGUGGUUCCCUUCGAUGGAGAUUCAUUGGUCAAUGGAGAGACUCAGAAGAAAUCAGAAGAAGUACUUGAGGAAGCUUUGCUUUGUCUAACACUCAAUAACCUGAGAUCGGACCGGGGGGCUAAGGGGAAAGAAUAUUCCUGCAAUGGGUUCAUUGAAACUAAAGACUUUUGGGUCUGUCAGGGACCAUAUGACCCAUCACUCGUUAGAGCUUGGGAAGAUUGGGAUGCUAAAUAUGUAUCUGAGAAUGAUCAUCCAAAUGUUUUUGCAAAAGAUCAGUGUUAUAUUAUCUUCGUACAAGCCGAUGGUGGGAGAGACCUUGAAAAAUUCUCUUUACUCGACUACAAUGAGGCUCGCAGUUUACUGCUUCAAGUCACUCUCUCCUUAGCUGUAGCUGAAAGUGCCUGCGAAUUUGAACACCGAGAUUUGCAUUGGGGUAAUAUUCUUUUGGCUCGAGAUGAAAUUCCAGACAAGAACCGCACAAUGACCGCUACUCUUCAAGGGAAGAGGAUUUGUGCUAGAACUUUUGGUUUGAGCAUCUCCAUAAUCGAUUUCACUCUUUCUCGGAUCAAUACAGGGGAUGCCAUUCUCUUUCUUGAUCUGUCUGAGGACCCUGAAUUAUUUAAAGGACUAAAAGGAAACAAGCAGGCAGAAACUUAUCGCAAAAUGAAACAGAUUACAAAGGAAUACUGGGAGGGCAGCUUCCCACAGACAAACGUUGUCUGGUUAAUUUACCUUGUGGAUAUUGUGCUACAGAAGAAAUACGAGACGUGCACCAGCAAGGACGAGAGGGACCUCCGGUCAUUCAAGAAACGGCUUUCUUCAUGUGGUUCUGCUAGAGAUUGCCUCGCAGAUCCCAUUUUCAGUGAUCUGCUGUCAGAAGAGGAAGAUGCCUAACCUUUCAUUAGUUUAGGAUUUAGCGUUUAUGUGCUUUUGAUUAGCUUACCUGCGAGAAAGAUGAUUAGAUUGCUUACAUGACUACUUGUAUAUAUCGAUGUAGUAUGUAAGCUAUGUGUUUGAUGCAGUCGAGCCUGCCCAUGGUAGGUCGCAGCAAGCAUUGAGCCCAGCACGCCGCUUGAGGCUGAGAUUUACGGAAGCAAGCGUUGAACCCGUAUGUUCAAGAUUACGUCGUGUACUUUGAUUUAUGAGGUGCGAAGCUACUGAGAAUCCUUUGAUC
This is a messenger RNA of Lolium perenne, 2270 nucleotides long. RefSeq names its product serine/threonine-protein kinase haspin homolog. Lineage: Eukaryota; Viridiplantae; Streptophyta; Magnoliopsida; Poales; Poaceae. Gene Ontology annotation, molecular function: ATP binding; histone H3T3 kinase activity. Gene Ontology annotation, cellular component: cytoplasm; nucleus. Gene Ontology annotation, biological process: intracellular signal transduction; mitotic cell cycle; protein phosphorylation. The record is from RefSeq and is a predicted model, not a curated record.